Aureobasidium musti is the source of this 2205-nucleotide messenger RNA. The record is from the annotation of a GenBank genome assembly. NCBI's taxonomy places the organism in Eukaryota, Fungi, Ascomycota, Dothideomycetes, Dothideales, Saccotheciaceae.
AUGGCCUCAACAGAUGACUGGGCCUCUGAGGCUUCAACACAGAACGGAAACACCACGCAAGAUGAGAAACGACUCCAGGACACGAAAAGUGACGACAAGAAGCAAGUCGCGAAGCAGAAUAAUGAUAGCGGCAAAGUACUGACACCAUGGGUGUACGAUCUUGGUCUGGGAACCUUUAACCUUGCUCUGGAUGUUUUCUUCAGAGAGAUUUAUCCUAGAAACACUUUCAGAAUCCCGAAGAAGGGCCCAGUCAUUAUUGUUGGUGCACCGCAUGCCAAUCAAUUUGCUGACUCUAUCAUCCUCAUGCGACUAUUGAAGCAACACGUAGGACGCCGCAUGUCUUUCUUGGUUGCCGAAAAGUCAAUGAAGGAACCCUAUAUCGGUGCUAUGGCUGGCAAAAUGGGCUCCCUGCCGGUCACCAGAGCUAUGGAUCAUGUCAAGCCUGGACAAGGCUACAUCUGCCUACCGGAUCCUGAGAACGACCCCACUCUGGUUCGCGGUGUAGGAACGAACUUCCUCAAUGGUCAAUACAUGCACGGAGGCAGUAUCAUCAUGCCAAAGCGUCCAGGCUCAAAAGCAGCACCUGAAAGUCAGUACAUCGAGGAGGUUCUUGGACCAAGAGAAUUUCGUCUGCGCAAACCUUUCACAACUGAGGACGCAAUUAUGCAGCUCACUGGCGAGAGCAAAGCUCCCGAUGGAAGCAUGAUCAAGGGCACGAAAUUCAAGGUCGCUCCUCACAUCGACCAGAAUCGUAUGUUCGAUGCUGUUUACCGCGAGCUUGCUAAGGGCGCUUGUGUUGGUAUCUUCCCAGAAGGUGGAUCUCACGACAGAAGUGACUUGCUGCCAUUGAAAGCUGGUGUUGCCAUCAUGGCUUUGGGAUGUUUGGCCCGUGAUCCGGAUUGUGGACUUACUAUUAUCCCGGCCGGCAUGAACUAUUUCCAUGCUCACAAAUUCCGCUCACGAGCGGUCAUCGAAUUUGGUAACCCCAUCGACGUACACCCUGACCAGGUCAAGGCAUUCAAAGCUGGAGGUUCUGAGAAGCGCGAUGCCAUUGGAUCACUUUUGGAGACCAUUUACGAAGGUCUAGCAGCAGUCACGCAACCAAGUCCAGAUCACGAAACAUUGCAACUUAUUCAGGCUACCCGUCGUCUCUACAACCCUCCUGGUCGCAAACUUCCUCUACCUGUGGUCAUUGAGUUCAACAGACGCCUUCUCAAAGGUUACACCAAGUACCAGGACGAUCCGCGGACGUUGAAGCUGAAGAAAGCAGUCGUUGACUACAACCGUCAUCUUCGCGCGCUGGGAAUCAAGGAUCACCAGGUAGAAUGGGGUGAUGCUUCUGCACGCCCUUGGUGGUGGUGCUUGGCAACACUUCUUUAUCGCCUCGGAGAAUUGCUGCUUCUGAGUCUGGGAACAUUGCCAGGCAUCCUCAUGUUCUGGCCGGUGUUUGUGACUUCCAAGAUGAUUUCGAUCAAGAAGCAAAAGAAGGCCCUUGCUGGUUCAGUCGUCAAACUUCAAGGACACGAUGUCAUGGCUACUUGGAAGAUUCUUGUGGCAAUGGCUCUGGCUCCUGCUUUGUACAUCUACUACACAGCGCUUGUAAGCUUCUGGCUCUACUACAACCGUAUCGGCGGGCAAUACACAUAUGCCCUGCCAUGGUACCUGCGCGCACACACCUAUAUCCCCGACUUUGUUUCCCUCUGGCAGUUCUCUAUCUUUUUCUUCGCUCUCAUGGUUUCCGUUUCGUUGGCUGCCCUUCGUAUUGGCGAGAUUGGCAUGGACAUCCUCAAAUCACUCCCUCCGCUUUUCGUCGCCCUGAAUCCUGCUUCCUCGGCAUCGCUCACCCAACUCCGCGCUCACCGCAACGCUCUUGCCAAACAGGUGCGCGAGACAACCGAUGCCAUCGGCCCUGAUGUAUUCCCUGGAAUGGUCGCUCGUGCUAUGGAACAAUCGGAAGACGAGCAUGAAGGUGAAGCCUACCAGUCGAAGAUGAGGAAGAGUUCAUUGGCCGAAAAGGCUGAAGACAGAAGUAGAAGCCGUGGACCUCGUCCAUUCUGGUUGCCUGGCGCUCUUACACCUGGAAGCAGAUCUACCUCUUUCUCGAUGGAGUCGCCUGCUCCCGAGAGACGAGGCAGAGGUAGAGCACAGGAGGAAAAUGUCGAUGACAAGGCAAAGGUUGAUGAAUACAUUGACUAUAGUUAUUAG